AUGGUUGAUUCCCUGGUGACGCCGCCAUCAUCAUCGACAGUUGGAAUAAAUCAGAUGAUGGGUGCAACACAAUCAAACGAAAGCGAUGAAUUAUGCUACCUCGAUCCCAAGGUUAUGCAUGCGUUGUCUAGAGACACCUCGAGCGUUGCUCGUGCUCGACAACCACCUCCACAAGAUGUUAUACUUUUCGUAAUUGGUGGAGGCAAUUACGUGGAAUAUCAAAAUCUUGUUGACUACGGAAAAUUGAAGAAUUUGCAACGUGUCACAUACGGAUGCACAGAGCUCGUUAAUCCAAGGCAAUUUACCGAUCAAGUAAGUCUACUUUGGGUAUGCGAGUGCGGUUGA
Strongylus vulgaris is the source of this 345-nucleotide messenger RNA. The record is from the annotation of a GenBank genome assembly. Lineage: Eukaryota; Metazoa; Nematoda; Chromadorea; Rhabditida; Strongylidae.